Molecule: messenger RNA, 486 nt
Organism: Nymphalis io (European peacock)
Lineage: Eukaryota; Metazoa; Arthropoda; Insecta; Lepidoptera; Nymphalidae
Product: general odorant-binding protein 83a-like
Exons: 6
Coding region: 7-429 (140 amino acids)
Biological process (GO): sensory perception of smell
Molecular function (GO): odorant binding
Source: RefSeq, a predicted model, not a curated record
AACGCCAUGCUACCGGCGGCGCUGCUUGUUUUCCUUUUGAUAACUUUCGGGCGUGGAGCAAAAGAAAAACCGGAACUUAGUGACGAAAUCAAAGAAAUAAUACAACAUGUUCAUAACGAGUGCGUCGGCAAGACCGGGGUGGCUGAGGAGGACAUAGCGAAUUGCGAAAACGGCAUAUUUAAGGAAGACGUCAAAUUGAAGUGCUACAUGUUCUGCUUACUGGAGGAAGGGAGUCUUGUGGACGACGAAGGGAAUGUUGAUUACGACAUGAUGGUCAGUAUAAUUCCCGAUAAGUACACGGACCGGGUCUCCAGAAUGAUAAACGCUUGCAAACAACAUGAUACACCCGGAAAAGAUAAAUGUCAGAGAGCAUUCGAUGUUCAUAAAUGUUCAUACUCCCAAGAUCCUAAUUUUUAUUUCCUAUUUUAGAUUUCAAGGCUAGCUGACUAUAGGAGAAGCAAUUUAUUUAAUAUACUAAUAUACAAU